Procambarus clarkii (red swamp crayfish) is the source of this 702-nucleotide messenger RNA. Lineage: Eukaryota; Metazoa; Arthropoda; Malacostraca; Decapoda; Cambaridae. The record is from RefSeq and is a predicted model, not a curated record.
AUGACAAAGACCCACUCACCCAACGACAGAGACCCACUCCCCCAACCACAGAGACCCACUCCCCCAACGACAGAGACCAACUCCCCCAACGACAGAGACCCACUACCCCCAACGACAGAGACCCACUCCCCCAACGAUAGAGACCCACUCAUCAACGAGACCCACUACCCCAAUAACAGAGACCCACUCCCCGAACGACAAAGACCCACUCCCCGAACGACAAAGACCUACUCCCCUAACGACAGAGACCCACUCUUCCAACAACAGAGACCCACUCCCCCAACGUCAGAGACCCACUCACCCAACGACAGAGACCCACUCCCCCAACGACAGAGACCCACUCCCCCCAACGACAGAGACCCACUCCCCCACCGACAGAGACUUACUCCCCCAACGACAGAGACCCACUCCCCCAACGACAGAGACCCACUCCCCCAACGACGAGACCCACUCCGCCAACGACAGAGACCCACUCCCCCAACGACAGAGACCCACUCCCCCACCGACAGAGACUUACUCCCCCAACGACAGACACCCACUCCCCCAACGACAGAGACCCACUCCCCCAACGACAUAGACCCACCCCCCAACGACAUAGACCCACUCCCCCAAAGACAGAGACCCAAUCACUCAUUGGCAGAGACCCACUACCCUAAUAUCAGAGACCUACUCAUCAACGACAGAAACCCACUUCCACAAUAA